CAGGGUGAGGUUGUUGGGAGGUCUGGGCAGGGACAGGGGCUGUCCUGGACUCUCUGAAUUAGGCGUGACCUGAUAAAACGCUUCAUAUGGAAAGGAUGUACUGGAAUAACCGCAUCCUUUGCUUCGAUUCCAUGACCUUACAAGCUCGAAACGCCCCCAGGGCGGUGCGGGGGCACCUCAAAGGCGGGGCGGGCGGGCAGUUCCGGGGCGCUCCCGGGACGGUUCCCGGCGUCACUGCCGCUUCCUCGGCGGGCGAUUCGAAGGCGAUGUCGGAGGCCGCUGCCGGUCCCUCGUCGGGCAGGCGAGACACGAUGGAGCUGUGCCCGGAGCUGGAGAACUCCCUGUCGCUGCUGGAGCCGGGCGGCGGCCGGCCCGAGCAGCAGCAGCGAGAGCGGCGGGCGGGCGCGGCCUUCAUGCCCAUGGUGUUCAUGUGCUCCGGCUGCAGGCGGCCCGUGGGCGACACCUCCAGCUGGGUUGUCAAUGACGAGGAGAGCGGCUGCAUCCUGCUGCGCAGUGCGGCCGGCAGCGUCGCCGUGGACCCGGAGCGGAAGGUCUCCAAGCUCCCCGGCGAGAGUGGAUGCGUGGUAGAAACCUUAUUCUGCUCUGGCUGCUCAAGAACACUUGGCAGCAUCUACAGGUGCACCCCAAGGCAUCUUGACUACAAGAGAGAUUUGUUCUGUUUCAGUAUUGACUCUAUUGAAAGCUAUAUUCUAGGAAACCUGGAGAAGCAAGCUGAUCUUCACGAGGAACCGCUUACUCUUGAAAGUCGAGCAGUUUUGCAAGAGGUGCUGCAGAAGGUCGAUACAAUACUGAAUGCCCUGGAGACAAGACUGACCGUGAUUGAGUCCCGUGUGGCUACUCUGCACAGGCAGGUCUGAGAGGAAAUACAUCUUGAACUGUAGGAGAAUGGCAAAUGUAAAACUUGGCCCUGUAAUCCUCUGGGAUCUGCGGGAACAUUGCAAAAGCUGUGAGAGAGCUGAAAGCCAUGGGUGGCAUGUCCUGUGGGGGAGCAGUGCUGACUGAGACUGUGUCCUAGCCAAGGAAUUCCUCUUCUGUCCUUGAAGAUGAUACACCAGGGGUUUUCUUCUUAAUAAAGACUUCUGAUCAGUCAA
Molecule: messenger RNA, 1112 nt
Organism: Parus major (Great Tit)
Lineage: Eukaryota; Metazoa; Chordata; Aves; Passeriformes; Paridae
Gene: MIS18A
Product: MIS18 kinetochore protein A
Exons: 5
Coding region: 87-878 (263 amino acids)
Biological process (GO): chromosome segregation; CENP-A containing chromatin assembly
Cellular component (GO): chromatin; nucleus; chromosome, centromeric region
Source: RefSeq, a predicted model, not a curated record